AUGUUAAUUUCAAAGACUGAAAAUGAAGAGCAAGCUGAAACAGCAGUUCAUUCUUCUUAACCUGUAUGUCCAAAUUGUGGAGCUGCAAGGGAAAGUAUUUUAGAAUAAGUACCAUCUCCAGCUUCAUUUAUAAUAUCAUUUGUUUCUUUAUUUUAUUUUGGAAUAUGGUGCAUAUUUAUUAUUCCAUUAGUAUUUUAAUCAACAAAAGUAUAAUAAAUAAUUAAAUAAAAAGAUGAUAAUUAAGAGAUGUUACUAUUGUAAUCAAGAAUUGGAAAAAAGAAAAUAUUUUUAAUUACCAAAUAUAAAUGAUUAAGUAUUAUAAUUUAGAUUUGGCAAUUGCAUACUUGUAGUUUCAAGAAAAUAUGCUUUAAUAUUAUUGAGCAUAAUCAUAUGUUUGUUUUUUUACUUUGAAUAUUUUAAAGAGGAAGAACAUCCUUAAAUUGAAACAGAGGUCUAUGCAAACAAAACAUGGGUAGAAUUCUUAUAAUUUUGUGGAAAAUUUUAAUUUGUUGAUAAUGGUCUAAAAGCAAGGCAUUAAUUUGAAAAUUAUUUUAAGAAUAAUUUAGUUUCAUGGAAGGGGUAUUUAAUUAACAUUAUACAUUUAAAGUGAUUAUAUUCAAACAAAACCAAAUCAUGAUCCAAAUUUCCAAUUUAAUUAUUGGGUUUAUUUAAAGAUGGAUCCAACUGAAUCAACUGAAGAUUUACCAGAUAUAAUUUUAGGAGUAAAAGAAUCUUAAUAUUAAAUUGAAAUAUUUAAAAAAUUAGAAAAAGGAAAGCCAAUACAUUUUGAUGCAAAAUUUCUUUUUUUAGGAUCAGAAUAUAACUUCCACAUUUUAGAGUUAAGAAAACUUAGUAUUUUAUCAUCUGAAAAGGCUGAAGAUUUAAAAAAUCUUCAUUAAUUCACAUUAGAUAUGGAUAAAAUAUAUUAAUUAAAGAGAUAAAAAAUAUAAGAGUCUCUUCUACACAAGAUUCAUAUGUUUAGUUCAUAAUAAAUUCCUGGAAUUAAGAAAAUAAUAUAAAACAUCCAAGAAGAAAAUACUAAUAAUUAAGAUAAAUUAAAUGAUUAAACUGAGACAGAAAGAGAAAAUGAGAUAGAAAAUAAGAAGGAUGAUAAUGAUAAUGAAAAUAUUAAUAAAUAAAUAGCAUAGGAGGAAAAAAAUGAAACGAUUUAAGAAGAAGUAAAUGAAACUUUAGAAGAAGGAGAAAAUGAGGCAGUAAAUUAACUUGAUUCUUAAGAAUAAUUUGAUCCUUCAAAUGUAAAUAUUAAAAUAGAUGAAUCGAUAAGAGAAGAAAUUCUCUCAAAAGAUUCAAGUAUAACUAAUGGAGUUAUUGAUGAGGAAAAUAAAAGCAAAAAUUAAGACUGAU
Paramecium sonneborni is the source of this 1365-nucleotide messenger RNA. NCBI's taxonomy places the organism in Eukaryota, Ciliophora, Oligohymenophorea, Peniculida, Parameciidae. The record is from the annotation of a GenBank genome assembly.